This is a messenger RNA of Zingiber officinale, 502 nucleotides long. Its product is annotated as auxin-responsive protein SAUR32-like. The transcript has a single exon. Lineage: Eukaryota; Viridiplantae; Streptophyta; Magnoliopsida; Zingiberales; Zingiberaceae. The record is from RefSeq and is a predicted model, not a curated record. The coding region runs from base 1 to 429 and encodes 142 amino acids. Gene Ontology annotation, biological process: response to auxin.
AUGAUUUUAAACUUCUCUCCAUCCCCUAUAUAUUGCAUUAUCAAGUUAUCUGCAUUCCUCCAAGCAUUGCAAAAGCAGCAGCAACCAAUGGAUGUGCUUAAGAAGUGGAAGAAGCUUGCUGUUGUGUCCCAUAAAGGCCUGAAGAACAAUGGGGUGCCCAAGGGGUCCCUUGCUGUGUGUGUAGGACCUGAGCUGAAGAGGUAUGUGAUCCCUACGUGCUACUUGCACCAUGAGGCCUUUGGGGUCCUGCUCCGAGGAGCAGAGGAGGAGUACGGAUUCGCGCAGGCAGGCGUGCUAAGGAUACCCUGCAGCAUCGCAGAGUUCGAGAGAGUUCUCGUGAGGGUGGAGAGGAAGGAAGGACUCUGCUAUGGGAGUCUGGAGUUUCAGACACAGUUGGCUAAUCUCCAUGACAAGUUGAUGUGCAGAUAAUUGUCCUGAGUCCUCUUCCUUUUGUUUUUUCUAGGAGAGAACUGCAAGUGCUAGUUUAGCAGAUGAAACUAAG